This is a messenger RNA of Aedes albopictus (Asian tiger mosquito), 2265 nucleotides long. RefSeq lists its product as uncharacterized. Lineage: Eukaryota; Metazoa; Arthropoda; Insecta; Diptera; Culicidae. The record is from RefSeq and is a predicted model, not a curated record. Gene Ontology annotation, molecular function: nucleic acid binding; zinc ion binding. The transcript is spliced from 3 exons. The coding region runs from base 1 to 2265 and encodes 754 amino acids.
AUGGAAAAGACAACUUUGGCACCUUUCGAUGUGACGGACUCGGCAUCUAUUCGUUCGUAUCUGCUGCACUAUGCCGGAUCAGAAGUGCAGGAUAUUUUCUACAAUAUCGAGGGCCAUGAUGCAGAUCCUCCGCCAGGAUCGGAUGUUUUCACAGAAGCUAUUCGUUUGCUUGAUGCUCACUUCGCUCCACUCAACAACAUUCCGUACGAAAGGUGCGUGUUCCGGAAGAUGACACAACAGGAGAAUGAAUCGGUUGAGAAAUUCAUUCACCGGCUUCGGGAUCAAGGCCGUCUCUGCGAUUAUGGUGCCGCUUUAGAGAUGAGGAUCACGGAACAAGUAUUUGACAACUGUGUGUCCGACGCACUAAGAGAGGCGAUUUUGAAGAAGAAAUUAAUGACGGUUCAAGAUAUUGCGGAAGAAGGUCGAGUGCUGGAGACGGUGAAACGAAAUCGCGAUCAGAUGAAGAAAUCAGUGGAGGAAGCGCAGUUGAGCCUGGUGAAGAAGCAGGGCCGUGAAGAAGUUUGCUUUCGCUGUGGAAACGUAGGGCAUUUCGCAAACGACAAGAGAUGUCCGGCCAGGUCAAAAGUAUGCGACAAAUGCCAAAUCAUGGGUCACUUCAAGAAGAUGUGUAAGACCAAGAUGAAGACGAAGCCAGGUAAAACGUCGACACGGAAGCAGAAGAUCCAGCAAGUACGGGAAACUCAUGACAGCGUUUCGGAUUCAUCCAGCGAAGGAACGGAGUCGGACGACGAUGUGCAGCAGGUGUAUGCGAACGGUUCGGGCCUGGAUAAAACUACUUGCUUCGUCGGAGGCGUCAAAACGGAUUGGAUUAUUGACUCCGGAGGCCACGUAAAUGUGAUAACGCGAGGAAUGUGGAAGUGGCUGAAGAAACAGGGAUGUGUAGUGAGCAAGGAAUGUAAAUCAGAAAAAGUGCUUCGAGUGUAUGGCGAUGGGAAGUUGAAAGUGCACAAAGUUAUAAAAACGGACAUCGCAACGCAAGAUAAAACGGUGCACCACGAGAUUUGUGUUGUUGACAGCGAAAAAGGGGCUAAUCUAUUAAGCAGAGCAACCUCUAUCGAACUCGGACUACUUGAAAUUCGCGGACAAGUGUUCAGUGUUGACAAUGGUGAACCAACGAUAGGAAAAUUGAAAAAUGUGCAAGUUCAGAUCAAACUGGAUCAAAGUGUAUCGCCAGUUCAGCAGUCGUGUAGGCGUCUGCCGAUUCCGUUGAAAUCUUUAGUGGACGAAAAACUUGCGGACCUACUCGAACCAGACAUUAUCGAGCCGGCGCCGUUGAACAUCAGUUGGGCUUCUCCUCUUGUAGUAACUCCGAAGGACGGCGGGCGUUCUGUUCGGCUUUGCAUAGAUAUGCGUAAAGCGAACAAGGCAAUAAUUCCAGAAAAGCACCCUUUGCCCACAUUCGAAGAAAUAAUGCCUCAUCUGGAAGGGUGCAAGGUCUUCAGCAAAAUUGAUUUGGUAAAGGCAUUCCACCAAAUUGAGCUGGCACCUGAAUCACGUGAUAUCACUACCUUCGUGACUCAGGACGCGUACUACCGCUACAAGAGGCUUAUGUUUGGGAUGAAAGUCGCACCGGAGAUAUUUCAACGGUGCAUCGAAAGAGUGCUGAAAGGGCUGAAAGGAGUAAAAGUGUUCAUUGAUGAUGUGCUGGUAUAUGGAGCGACUAAGGAGGAGCACGACUUACGUUUGAAAGCAGUACUGGAUCGUCUUAAGGAGAAUGGACUCACGAUCAACGAGGCGAAGUGCGAGUUUGGCCAACCGAUGGUUAAAUUCAUGGGACAUCAACUGUCGGAAGACGGAAUUCUUCCUACGAACGAAAAGGUGAAGCAGGCCAUGGCGGACCCUAAUCACUUGGCUUUCUACAAUCCCCGGUACAAAACUACUCUGGUUACCGACGCAAGUGAUAAUGGGAUCGGUGCUGUUUUGCUACAAACCAGCAACUCCAAAACGAGACCAGUUAGUUACGCUAGCAAGAGUCUCUCUAAAACGGAACAAAAAUAUUCGACCCUGGACAAAGAAGCGCUUGCCAUUGUUUGGGCAACCGAACGAUUUGAAAUGUAUCUAAGAGGCUUGGAUUUUUCGAUUUUCAUCGACCACAAACCGUUGAUUCACACCUUCAGUGAGUCCUCCUGUCCAAACAAGCGGCAAGAGAGAUGGGUGCUCCGAAUGCAAUCGUAUCGAUACUCCAUAAAACACGUCCCUGGGGAAGUGAACAUUGCGGACCCGCUGUCUCUGCGAAACGGUUGA